This is a messenger RNA of Spodoptera frugiperda (fall armyworm), 493 nucleotides long. RefSeq names its product U-scoloptoxin(19)-Sm1a-like. Lineage: Eukaryota; Metazoa; Arthropoda; Insecta; Lepidoptera; Noctuidae. The record is from RefSeq and is a predicted model, not a curated record. The transcript is spliced from 3 exons. Bases 12 to 476 code for a protein of 154 amino acids.
AUUGUGUGUUUAUGCACAUAUACAAGGUAAUUUCCAGUAAGUUAUCAUUCGUCUUAGAUAGUUGGGUAAGAGUGGUCGUGUUCAAGAAAAUGCAUUUCAAUAUUUUAUUUUUUGUUUUAAUUUUAAAUAUUAUUCGAUCAUCGCAACUGUUGGACUCUGAUAAUAAUUACGAAUUGGUACCAGUAAUGAAUCCCAUGGCUGGAAACGCACCAUUUUUCGAGCUUCCAUGCAUGAUCGUUGGAGGUACUUGCGCCAAACCGAUGUAUUGCCCAGAUGGCACUAGAGUGGGCACAAAGGGUCUGUGUCCAGUUCAACAGCCGCAAGGCAUGGAGUGCUGCCGACCAAGCACACACGACAUAACCUGUCAUUCAAAAGGGGGUGAGUGCGUUUCAGACCAUUACAAAUGUCCACGACUGUUACGAGUGAAAGAGGCAAAUGAUUGUGGCGUCGGAAAUACAUGUUGUGCAUUCAUCUGAAUAAAUGUUUCUUUGAA